AUUUCAGAGCAUGCGUUGUAAUCUUGUCAGUGGAAGAACAGCGACACACGCACACUUUUGCAAAGCACCCUGUACAGCGAAAGACUGCAGAUUGAAUCAUGGCUGAAGAGGGAACUGCCGAGUUGGGAACUGCAUACGAAGGCGCCAAAGAUGAUAUCAAUGACAAGCUUGUGUUGGACUUAGCGUGGGAGCGUCAGCAGAAAAAGACGUUCACGGCUUGGUGCAACUCUCACUUGAGAAAGGUCGGUGUCAAGAUCAACGAACUGGACCAGGACUUCCGUGAUGGGUCUAGUCUGCUGCGUCUCCUGGAGCUCAUCUCAGGAGACAAGGUGCCCCCAGCGGAGAAGAGGGGCAAGAUGAGGGUACAUAAGAUUGCCAACGUCAACAAGGCACUCAAGUUCAUCUCUGAACAUGGCGUAAAGCUGGCCGGAAUUGGAGCCGAAGAGAUUGUCGACGGUAACCUAAAGAUGACACUGGGGAUGAUCUGGACCAUCAUUCUGCGUUUUGCCAUCCAAGACAUUUCUGUUGAAGAGUUGUCAGCCAAGGAGGGUCUCCUGCUCUGGUGUCAGAGAAAGACAGCCCCCUACAAGAACGUCAACGUGAAUAACUUCCACAUCAGUUUCAAGGAUGGGCUUGCCUUCUGUGCUCUCAUUCACCGUCACCGUCCUGACCUCAUUGACUAUGACAGCCUCAAGAAGGGUAAUGAUAUGGAUAACCUUAACCUUGCCUUCGAGGUAGCAGAGAAGCAUCUGGAUAUCCCCAAAAUGUUGGAUGCCGAAGACAUUGUCGCCACACCCAAGCCAGACGAGAGGGCUAUCAUGACCUACGUCUCCUCCUACUAUCACGCCUUUUCCAGCUCGGCUCAAGCAGAACAAGCAGCCAAGCGUAUCGGACAGGUACUUGACGUCAACAAGGAGAACGAGAAGAUGAUGGAAGACUACGAACAAAUGGCUACUACACUCCUCGAGUGGAUAGCAUCUACAAUGCCAUGGGUUGAGGACCGCACCCCUGAGACCACCCUCCCCGAGACACAGAGUCGACUGGAAGAGUUCCGUCAGUACUCGACUGUGACCAAGCCUCCCAAGGCCCAGGAGAAGGGAGAGCUGGAGACCCACUUCCACACUCUUCAGACCAAGCUUCGCCUUAGCAACAGACCUGCCUAUGUGCCCUCUGAGGGAAAACUUGUCUCAGAUGUCAACACUUCGUGGAAGAACCUCGAGGCUGGAGAGAAGCAGAAGCAAGAGUUCCUCAUGAGUGAGUUGCAUCGAUUGCAGCGGCUCGAGCACCUGGCUGCCAAGUUUGAGCACAAGGUGGGAAACACCGAGAAGUGGGCUGAUGGAAAGGACGAGAAACUGUCACGCAAUGAUGACAUUGAGAGUGCCAACCUCGCCGAAAUACUGGCCCUGGACAAGAUUCACGACACUUUUGAGAGUGACUUGGAGGCAGCAAAUUCUCGCAUUACUUUGCUGGAAACCAUUGCUGCUGAGCUGAGGGAUUUAAACUAUGUCAACUCUGAAAAUGUGGAUGCUCGUCUUCAAGGAGUGAGAGACACCUUCACUAACCUCAAGCAGAUGUCUGAUGAUCGCAAGGCAAGGAUUCAAGAGGCCAUUGCUUCCCAGCAAAACCUGGACUCUAUUAGAUUGGACUACGCCAAGAGAGCCGCUACCUUCAACAACUGGAUGGACAACACCCUUGAUGACCUGGCUGAGACAGAAGUGUGCUCUAGUAUCACUGACGUAGAGGCGCUCCAGGCCAAGCACGAAGAGUUCAAGACUGGUGAUCUCCAAGAGGCCAAUGUGAAGUACGAUGAGCUGAACGGUCUGGUGACUACAAUGGCUGAAAUGGGCUCCUCUGAAAACCCCUACACUGCACUCUCACCUCAGGCUGUGUAUGACAAGUGGUGCUCUGUGUUGGAUGCUGUGCCCCAGUACGAGGCUAACCUUAACGUGGAGCUGGAGAAACAACAGGGCAACGAGGAACUACGUGUUGCCUUUGCUGAGAAGGCCAACGUUGUGGGUGCCUACAUCGAGGAGAGGAGCACUGCCCUGGCUGAGUUAAGCAUGGAGGGUAAGGGAACAAUGGAGGAACAACUGGAGGCUAUGAAGGCAUUCCAAGAAGAGACAGUCGCCUACCAACCUGAGAUAGAUGCUGCAGAGUCUGCUAAUCAAGCCUUGGAGAAUGCUAUUGUGUUUGACAACCCUCAUACCCAGUACUCCAUGGACUCCAUCCGCUCCAGCUGGGCUCUCCUUAUGGCUGCCAUCAACAGGGCUACCAACGAGACUCAAAACCAAAUCCUCAUCCGCGACUCUAAGGGUCUCUCUGAGGCUCAGCUCCAAGAGUACAGACAGUCGUUCAACCACUUUGACAAGGACAAGUCUGGUCAAUUGGACAAGAACGAGUUCCGUGCCUGCCUCCUCAGUCUGGGUUACAAGCUUGGCAACGACCCUAUGGCUGACCCCGUGUAUGACAAGAUCUGGGGAGAUAUUGAUCCCAACGAGACUGGCUACGUCAGUUUUGAGGCCUUUGUCCAGUUCAUGAGCAAAGAGAUGGUGGAUGAGGACUCCGCCGACCAGGUCAUGGCUUCCUUCAAAAUUCUCGCUGGAGAGAAGGCAUACAUCACAGCUGAUGAGCUUCGCAGAGAGCUCCCUGGUGAGCAAGCAGAGUACUGUAUUGUGCGCAUGGCCCCCUACACCGGCCCCGAUGCUCCCGAGGGUGCUCUGGACUACAUGUCCUUCUCAACUGCUCUCUACGGGCAAAGCGAGCUCUGAUUCAACAAACAAACAUUGCCCUCUUGUGUUGGCUUGUGAACUUGUAGUUUUAUGAAGUAUAAUUCGCUCUUAGAUUGAACUUGUAGAUUGUUAUAAUUAUUGUAGCUACGUAUAUUAAUUUUCUAGUGUGUGUGCCUGUUUGAUUCACUGUGAUAUUUUCCUUUGGUUUGUGAUGCAGAAAGUUAUUUUGCCCCCUAAAAAUUAAUUAUUGUAACAAUACA
Messenger RNA from Halichondria panicea, 2989 nucleotides. Its product is annotated as alpha-actinin-1-like. The record is from RefSeq and is a predicted model, not a curated record. The transcript has 15 exons. Gene Ontology annotation, biological process: actin cytoskeleton organization; muscle cell development. Gene Ontology annotation, cellular component: Z disc; cortical actin cytoskeleton; plasma membrane. Lineage: Eukaryota; Metazoa; Porifera; Demospongiae; Suberitida; Halichondriidae. The coding region runs from base 99 to 2768 and encodes 889 amino acids. Gene Ontology annotation, molecular function: actin filament binding; calcium ion binding.